This is a messenger RNA of Uloborus diversus, 6726 nucleotides long. RefSeq lists its product as uncharacterized. Gene Ontology annotation, molecular function: acyltransferase activity, transferring groups other than amino-acyl groups. The record is from RefSeq and is a predicted model, not a curated record. Bases 207 to 3941 code for a protein of 1244 amino acids. Lineage: Eukaryota; Metazoa; Arthropoda; Arachnida; Araneae; Uloboridae. The transcript has 15 exons.
GCAAGCCUUCCAACAGCAGUAAUCAAAGCUCUAAUGAAAACUUUUCUCCUCGACAUUACACCAGUAGUUCACCCCCACCGUUUCGUCGUUAUUCCACUGUCACCUCCAAUUUAGAUUUGACAACUACACUUUCUCCACAGGAAGCAGUAGCUAAACAGUUACAAAGAGCAACUACUGUUAUUGGUUUUAACUUUUACACAACUGAAAUGCCGAAAGUGACGGAAGCAAAAACCACACCAAACGAAUCAAACUUAAGCACUCGAAAAUCAAAUUUGUACCAAAAUCAAAAGUAUAGGCAAAUUAGCGGGUUUUCUACUUCAAUAAGUAUCCAAAAUAACUUGCAAACUACUAGGUCUCCUCAGUGGAAUCAUGGCGUAAGAUAUGCUCCUUCCCCUACAAGAAGCAGUCACGCGUUUAUUCAAAAGGCAAAAGAUUACACAGUUGUUCCAACACAGAACCCAACAAUUGUUUCAACACUCGAUGAAACGUCUAACCUUUACACAACGAGUGUACCAUUACUAAAUGCUACUUGGAGUAACUAUGGAAACGUCGAAAAGCAGCUACAAAAUCUAGAUAAGACAAUUUAUAGAAAUCAAGAGGAAGACGUUUCUUCCGAAAUCUCAGCUACAGUAACAUCAAAACUUAAAUUAGUCAAACAAUAUUUUAGAGGUCCACAACAUAUAUUCGCCUUUGAAGAUACAACGCCAUUCUCCACAACAGAUGUUGACCUGACAACAACGUACGCUCCCUCUUCAACUACCUUAAGGAGCAAUGUAAAUAGUGCUGAAUUGACUUCAACUCCCCUACCAGCUUCAGAUUCGCUGAAUAUGUUUGGUCAACAAAAUGUGAAAGUUUAUUCUGCGAAUUCUCAUGCAAAAGUGAUAAAUGCUUUGCAAUUAGCGAAUAAAGUUUUCGGGCGAAGAAAUCAUACAAGUAAGUUCGGAAUUAAUACUUCAACGAGCACAGCAAAGCCAAAUGUUCAACACAAGUUCACAUACGCUCCCACAAGCUAUUCAACAGGUACUUUCGAUUCUGAAAACCCUACUAUAGCAAGAAAAUUAGUUUUUAAUUUCCGAACUGGAACUACCGACAGUAUUUCUCUCCAAACCAGCUCCAUUUUGCCAAACUUUAAUCACAAAAGCAGUUCUCAUAAUUCCGUUACAGAAGGAUUUCCAACUGGCACGACCGAGUUCGAUUUCAAACUGAAAACAAAUAAUUCGCAUAUUAUAAGAAACGUUUCUCCAGAGACAACCUUUCAUACAAAACUUAUUCUUAAUAAUUCAUCAAAUGAUAACAACAUGGGAUUAUAUAAAAGUUUACGUCCUGUUACUAAGCCUUACAAUAGCCCCACCGUUCCACCAAACCGAAAAUUAUUCAAUGAAACGAUUAAGUUUUUGCGAAAAGGCACUUCCAAUGUGUUCGACUUCCGCGUAAUUCCCUCUGUCAGUUCCGAUGAAAUAUCGUCAUUAGGAACAAAUCCGAGUUCAACUUUAAGGACCACGAACCGCCCAAACAGAUACCCAAGUUACGACGGUGGUUUAUCUUCCACAAAUUACAGCAGGGCACACGAUAUCCAAGUUAUUGGCUCACAUGAAGCAAGCCCUGAAACUGUGACAAAACUUAAUUCCAAAGAUUCUACCACAGACGCUACUUUAGAUAACUACGUUAAUCAGACUGAGGAUUUUCGAGUAAAUGUCGAAACCACUCGGAAUGCCAUCCAAAAGGCAACAACUUCUCCAAGUGAUGAUGGUUCCAGAGUUGAGCUGACCACGGAACUGGCGAUUGAGGAACAAGCGAUCGUCGAAUCAUUCAAAUCUAUGAAGGUGAAAAUGCAGGAGAUGAUGUCCAAAGGGUUCCGACACCUCAUGCCGAUGUUCAUGGGAUUAAGUUCUGAUGUUAGCGUUUCCAAUGACUGUACGUUUUCUUUGUUGAGGUGGCUGCGAGGGAUCAAAUCCAUGGAACAAUGGGCAGUUCAAAUGAUGGAUGCAUCCAGCAAAAUUCCGGAAGGCAUUUUAUACGGUACGUUUUCAACGUUUGGAUCUUAUGAUGAGUGCAUUGGCAUCAAAACACCCAAUUUGAAUAUGCAAGCUCCGUAUAGAGGACAAUAUUGCUCGAUUAAUAUCCAGCCUGUUUUGCCAGAGAAUGAACGGCACUUCACAAUUCAAAAUGCAUUCAGGAAGUAUCCAAAGUUGAAGCAAAUAUUUCAAGAGAUGAAUAUUGAAGAAGAUACCAUGGCUUACUAUUAUAUCUUAAAACACAGAAUUGGUGUUUGUAUGCCUUCAACUUGCAGUAUAGAAGAUCUUGGGAACGUUACGGAGAAAUUGGCAGAUCAAUUAAAGAUGAAAAUCACAGUUGGAAGAUGUGAAACUUCCGAGAAGCCUAGACUUACGAAAGGACAAAUCAUCAGCAUGUGUGGUGUGUUUAUUAUGUUUGGCAUAGUUGUUGUUGCAACAAUCAUUGAUAUGUGUAUUCGAUUCAGAACUAAACAUGAAAUGGAUUUAGAAGACAUUAUCAGGAAGAAAAGUGUCUUGCGGCAAUUCAGCUAUGUAUUUUCAGCCUACGGAAAUGCCUGUAGAAUUUUAAAUACCUCUCUACCUGUAACACAUCUGUCAUCUUUACAUGGGAUCAAGUUUUUGAGCAUCACAUGGGUAAUGUUGGGUCAUGUGUACUAUUGUAAAGACUAUCUUACUUUAGCUGGUUUAAAUAAAGUGCGUGACCUUGGGGCAAAUCUGGCGUUUCAAGUUGUUUUAAACUCUGCUUUUGCUGCUGAUACAUUUUUCUUCUUAAGUGGUCUUCUUGUUGUGUAUACUGCCUUCAGUUAUUUAGAGCUAAAUAAUGGACACUUUUCUAUUGUGGGUUUUUAUGUGCGCAGAUAUUGCAGGUUAACUCCAGCCUUUCUUAUGAUUUCUGGAGUAAUUUUGCUUGGACCAUUGGCUGGAAGUGGACCUAUUUGGCAUGAAACUUUAGAACCUUUUGUUAGCGGUUGCCAGAGUUAUUGGUGGACGAACUUGUUUUAUUUUUCAAAUUUUAUACCAACAUCAAAAACUUGUGUUCCUCAUGGAUGGUUUUUAUCUUGUGACAUGCAGUUUUAUAUCAUUUCUCCUGUAAUUAUUCUAGCUUUAUAUAGGAAACCCAAAAUUGGCAUGUUAUUAAUUGUUCUCGGCAUUCUAACUUCAAUGGCUACCACUGGCUGUUUGACUUUCAUGUAUAAUUUACCUCCAGUAUCACUAUUUUCUCUUCCUGACCCCAAGGACAUAAAUGAAUACCUGAACACAAUUGGUUACAAACCUUAUGCUCAUUAUGCUGCUUAUUGUGUAGGAAUGGCAACAGGCUUUUUGUUGGCUGCUAAGGAGAAAAUAUCUGUAACUAAAUCUGUUCAAAUCUUUGGCUGGGUUUCUUCGACUAUUACCUGCUUACUUGUAAUUUAUGGUACGUGGAAUUGGAAUAGUGGAGAGUUGCCAGAUUGGAAAGUGUCGGUUGCUUAUGCCACUUCAAGCAGAACAAUUUGGUCUCUUGGUGUAGCUUGGUUAGUUAUAGUAUGCUACUCUGGACAUGGAGGUAUCGUAAAUGACAUAUUGUCUUGGCAUGGCUUUGUGCCAUUGAGCCGCUUGUCCUAUUUAGCAUACCUAAUCCAUCCAUUAUUGAUGUAUUUGUACGCCAGCUAUGUCAGAUCUCCUUUUUAUUUCAGUCAGUAUGUAGUGGUGUAUCUCUACUUGAGUCACCUAUGCGUGACUUUCGGUCUUGCAUUCCUGUUCUCUUUAGCCUUUGAACUGCCUUUCCUAAAUUUGGAGAAAGUUUUCUCUAGCUAUUUGGACCAAAGCAAACGAAAAAGAAGAGCAUCCUUUUCGCUUCCCCACAGCAACUGGCUGCAUCCAGAACAUCCCGAAUUGAAGGAUUCAGUCGUCUUGAUGCGCAGGCGACCCGACCGAUUUGUCACAUGAUUUUUGGUAGCACUAGGAAGUGUGACAUCAUAAUGGGAAACAAAAAGAGCUUUGGGAAUUCAUGUCAAAGACUUUGCUAUACACCAGUGGUGCACACAAUGGGAGGGUCCUGGGGGUUCAGACCCCUCCCAUCGCCCUUGAGUGUUUUUGAUAGAUCAUAAUCCUUUGCAUGCAGUAUGUAAAAUACCAAGCAAAGGUAGCAAUAAUUUAAUUUUUAGUAAAUUAAAAUACAAAAUUUAUUUUCUCUCUUUCUUCCCCUGCAACAUUGAACUGUAUGUGAACAUAAAUUGUUCUGUUAUGAUGACUUUGCUUUGUUGUUUUAUUUAUGACAAAUGUAAAUACAUUCCUUCUUGUAUUUUCUGGAAUUUUUACUAAGCAUUUGUUAUUAAUAAAUUAAUAUUCAUGCUAAGUAAUAAUUCAAUAUUUUUUAAAAUGUUUUUUGUUCCUGAUAAUCUAUGAAAUCAAAAAAACAUGUUUGGAUAUGUGGUGAAGUAUAAUUCGAGAAUGGUAAACCUUCGAUCCUGGACCCCCUUUUUGAAAAAUUUCUGUGUGCGCCACUGCUAUACACUUGUAAAUAAAUAUAAAAUGGAUGGUACAGAAUAUAUUUGUCCUUUUUGUAAAUAUGAAGUUGUUUUUGGAGAAUGUUCUCGGUUUUUGUUAAAGUUGGAAGUGGAAGUUGGAAUAUACAAGUGAAAGGAAAUUUUAAUCCCAUUUGUACAAAAUGGGAUUAUUUGAACCAUUUUUCUGGUGAAGAAAAGCAGUAUUUUAACUUUCUGAAAAAUUGCUCAGAAUUAUUUGGAUACAAUCAGUGGACUGUUAUGCAGAGACAUGACUUGCAUCAAAGAUGGUCAUGGAUGUUUUGUUGAAAAUUGUUCAUUAUUAUUCUUAAUAUUUUGAUUGAGUUCCUUUUAUUUUAGGAUACAUGAAUAUUUUUCAAAUGUAUUUUGAGAUUUUGACUUCUUGGUUUAUUAUGAAUUGAAACUUUUUGUUUAACAUCUUAUAACUAUAGUAUUUGAACAGCACAAAAUUUGAAUUCUUUAUGAAUUUUACCCCCUUUUUUUAAAGCAAUUUCUUUGGUGUUUUUGUUACCCUUUUAAUUUUUAUUGAUAAUAAAAUAUGAAGCUCAAAAAUUUUAAUGAAAAUUUGUUAAUUUUUUUUAAAAUUUAUAAAAAUUAUUUGAAAAAAAAAUAGAGGGAAAUAGCAAGAAAUAUGAAUUAUUUGGUAAGCCUUCAUAUGCUUUUCAUUAAUAAAAAUAUAUUCUGUAAAAUUAAAAUGGACAAAUUUCCUAGAAGAAAGAAAAAGACUAUGGUUGAUGGUUUGGUGCAUUCCAUUUGAUUUGUUCAAUUCUUUAUCUGUAUCAAGGACAGAUCCAGAAAAUUUUCAAGGAGGGGUUGAUUUUUUUAACUUACCUGUCUAUUUAAUUAAAACAUGUUUGGGGCGGGGACACAACAUUUUUAUCUACCGGGGGAAAUCUCUAUACUCCUUUUUCCUAACAUGGCCAAAAACGGUCUGAUAUUGUAUCUUUAAAACUUCAACUCUGAAAAAUUUUUGAGAAUUAGAAUAGAAUUCAAACCCCAAUUCAUUCCUAAAUGUCUUCAAAUAUGGCUUACAUUUGCGUUUAGUGUCUUCCAGGAAAAUUUGCCGGUGCAGGGUCUCUCAAGGGAGGGGCAAUCUCCCUCAUCGUCCCUCCCUUGUAUUCGUCUUUGAUUUGUGUUUGCUGUUUUUUUUGUUUGAUAUUGAAAAUAUUUUUAAAAAAUUUUUUUAAAAAUUUUAUGAUCCAUAUGAUACAUGUCUUUAUUAAUACAUAUUUUCUGACGUACGGCUGCAAUGCUUUGACUGAGGUAAACUAAAUACAGUACAAACCUCGUUUUAACAAUUGUCAAGAGACUGAAAAAGUUAUCGUUAAACCAAGGAUAUCGUUAAAUCAAGGAGCAUAGACAGUUAAUGCAGUCAUAUCCGUACCGGUGAAAUAUAUUAUUAAAUUGGGGAAAUCCUUAAAUGGGGUAUCGUUAAAUCAAAGUUAUACUGUAGUUCUGUAGGAAAAGCAAGAGACCAAAUUAUUUAUUUACAAUUGAAGUCUGCUUCGUUUAGAGAGUGCGUUUCUUUUUGACACAAGCAGUGUUUUUUUACUACACUUGGUCUUAGACUGUCAAUUUCUCCUAUAAUUUUCCUUCUUUCUUAUCUUAUUACUUGGCAAAUUUAUUUCCCCCACCCCCCAAGUGUGAUCCAGACUAAAUUCCUUCUAACAUUAUUGAUCCUGAGCUUGUUAAGCUAUGUUGGUUAAUAUAUUUCACCAACAAUAGUAGUAAUUUUGUUGCAUUUUUCCCCCAGUAUUAAUUACUUAGUAAUUGCAUACACAAACGAUUUAAGAGUUCCUUAAAGCUGAAUACUACUUUUAUAAAUAAUUUCACUAACAGAGAUUCUAGAUAUGAACAUGUACUAAGUAUGAUAAUAAGAAGUAAUAGCAUAAGAAGUCUUAACAAUAAUUAUGAGUUUUGAAUAUAUUAUUUAAAAGUAAAUCUCAGUAAGCAUUGUGAAGCUAUGGCAACUUAAAUUAAGUCGCUCAAUUUUCGUUUUAAAGUUGUAUUUGUGUUUUUUCUUUUGAUAAAUAAAUCAUUUUCCCCAUGCUUGUCAUAUGGAGAGUUUUUGCAAGUCAUAAUACUUGCAUCUAAGCAUAUUCUGUGAUAAUAUGUAAUGACUUUUAUAUGAUAUAUACGUAGGUGUUUUUAUGUGAAACUCAAUUUUAAAAUGUUUCAAAUUAUUUUUAUGUUCAUCAAUGUUGUGC